UUCUCUAAGCUUCAAAAGAAAAUGGCAAACAAUUCUUUGAGUACUUCUUCAGAUUUCACGUGGUUGGUUUGUGAUGAUAUUGAGCUUAGCGGGAUGCAUUCUCCUAGACCAUCUUCAAUCUACAGUGAGCAAUACUCUAUGAAAAGUGAUGGCACUAUAAUAUUGGGAGUUCCAGGCACGACGACGCCGUUGACACCCGUGACACCAACAACUCCGGCCGAGAUGCCUGAAACCUUUGGUGGGGUAUCGCCCGAGGUUCGACAUAAGUUAGAGAAUGCCUCGCCGGAGACGGCUAGGCAUGUCGCACUGAGGAUGUACAAGAGCUUGAAAAGGCACGGGCUGCAAGAUGAGGUUGGCAAGGCAUUUGAAAGAGAGGGUACUGAGAUUGAAGAGCCAGAGGAAGAAGCAGAAGCAGUUGAUGGGGUUAGGAAGAAGAGAGAGGAGCUCUUGGGGAUGGAGUACAUGCUGAGGGAUGGUUUUGUUAGUUAUCUACGUGACAUGGCAAAAAUCACUCCCCCAAUUCCGCAGCAGGUAGUCAGGUUUUCAGGCAUAAAGUACACAAGGAAGAUUGAGAUCUCCAACAAUGGAUAUGAGACAUUUGGAAACAAACUGGUGGACUGUUUUGUUGGGCCUUUGAAGAAUCUUCUUCAAAGAAAGAAUUCAAAAUGGUUGCAGAUUCUGAGUGGAGUGGAUGGGUACAUCAUGCCUGGGUCUAUGACCCUCCUACUAGGGCCUCCAGGCAGCGGUAAGAGCACUCUCCUGGAAAUUCUGGCAGGGAGAAUCGAUGGAAAUAGCGACUCAACCCUGGAAGGUCUUGUCAUGUACAACGACAAAAAUGCCUCUGAUAUUUAUCUUAGUAGACUCAUUGCAUAUAUCAGCAACCAGCUAAAUAUACACAUUCCAUUUUUAACAAUAGAAAACAAGCUUGUGGGAGAGGAAACAUCCGACAUUGAUCGCCAGAAACUUACAACAGCUGAGUUAGCACUUGGAACAUACUCUGUUAUGAUUUAUGACCAACCAUUUUCUGGGUCUGAUCUUGCAGCUACAUAUGACCUAGUGGACACCAUAAGAACCAUUAGCAGGAUUCAGCAAUCUUCUGCAAUCAUGUCACUAACUCGACUUUCUCAGGAAGUGUUUGAUCUGUUUGAUAGAAUCAUAUUGCUUAGUUAUGGGCAAGUCUUUUUCCAAGGCCUUCGUCAAGAUGCCAUUCCUUACUUUGCCAAACUUGGGUAUGUAAAGCCAUCAUAUGUGGAGUCCAGUGAGUUUCUUGAAGAUAUUGUAGCUGGAGAUGGUUCUCAGUAUAUGGUACCAGGAGCAACUCCCUUGACACUAGAAGAGCUAGUAGAGUGCUACAGGGCUUCAGAUCAAUACAAGGAUAUAAUGAGAAUUGUUAACGGAGAUGAUGCGAAGCACACCUACUGGGUGGAAAGUGAGCAUGGGCUUGGAAUGUCCCUUAAUACGCCAUCCCAUUGUGCGGUUGAUAUACAGCCAAGAAGAGAGCCAGAAUUGGUGGUGUCCAAGCUCUCUACCAAAGUAGGGCACUCAGGGGGUAUUGAGAGCACGGCAAGAGUUCAGGUUGGGGACAUGAUCACAGCAAUGUCUAUGAACAAUGAAGAAAUGCUAUACCUAUCAGUGGGACCCCAAAAAAUUCAGCACAAACGUGCCUCACAUGCAUACUCUGUAUUGAAGCAGGCACAAGGUCACAUUCGUUUCCAAGUUGAGCGCUACAAAGAGAAGGAGGAUGAGUACCAAGCUCAGUGGAAGCAGUUCCAAAGGCCCUUUGUACAAACAUGGUGGCAUUCCACCAAGACUCUGACCUACAGGCAAAUCAAGAUCACCAAAAGGCUUCACGCCAUAAUCAAAUUAAGGCUAUUCCAGGUCAAUACUACCAUAUCUUCAUACCUUUCCCAGCUCAUUAAGAUCAUGAAAAUUAUCUGA
Messenger RNA from Alnus glutinosa, 1938 nucleotides. RefSeq names its product pleiotropic drug resistance protein 1-like. NCBI's taxonomy places the organism in Eukaryota, Viridiplantae, Streptophyta, Magnoliopsida, Fagales, Betulaceae. The record is from RefSeq and is a predicted model, not a curated record. Bases 22 to 1938 code for a protein of 638 amino acids. Gene Ontology annotation, molecular function: ATP hydrolysis activity; ATP binding. The transcript has 8 exons.